This is a messenger RNA of Belonocnema kinseyi, 1809 nucleotides long. Its product is annotated as RISC-loading complex subunit tarbp2-like. The coding region runs from base 215 to 1408 and encodes 397 amino acids. The record is from RefSeq and is a predicted model, not a curated record. NCBI's taxonomy places the organism in Eukaryota, Metazoa, Arthropoda, Insecta, Hymenoptera, Cynipidae. The transcript is spliced from 8 exons.
GCCGCCGCAAACGAGGAAGGAUUCUCUGGUAGUCGACGAACCAUUUUUCUGUCGUCAAACGGAUCAAGCUUUUUGUGAGACUUGGAUCGAUCACAAAAAGCGGGAUUCGCUUUUCGCAUAGGAAUUGGCCUGCCACUGGAGCCAGCUGAUUUGUGAAAGUCGUUCGGAAAAUUGCAGUCUCACCAUCCACUGACGUACAUUUUCGAAGAAUUCAAUGGAGGAAAAUACGAUGGAUGAAUUGCGACAUUCGCAGCAAGUUGGACCCAAUAUGAUGGUCGGUGGUGUUGUUCCUAACCACUCGGCCAAUCCUGGGAGAACUCGUGGUAGAACACGAGUGACAAUGCACGCUUUGAUGUCAGAAGCAUUGCCACUGGAUGAAGCCGCGAGAUUGGAGAUGAAGGCCUUGCCUGGCAAAACUCCUGUUUCUGUGCUUCAGGAAUUGUUGUCGCGUAGGGGUACGACUCCAAAGUAUGAGCUGGUGCAGAUUGAAGGCGCCAUUCAUGAGCCGACGUUCCGCUACCGAGUCACCGUUGCUGAUGUCGUUGCCCAUAAGGACUUUGCGAUUGAAGCAGAUCCAAUCGUUUCAGCAAUGGGGACCGGCAGGUCCAAAAAAGAGGCAAAACACGCAGCUGCCAAGGCUGUUCUGGACAAAUUGAUCGGUGUCAAUACUGAUACUGCUGAGGCUCCUCUUCCUAACAGUAUCCCGGAUUCCCAGAGCUUGCAAGAACUGCAGGGAAAUUACGGCGAGGAGAAAGUGAUCAAUAAUCCCAUCGGUUCUUUGCAAGAGAUGUGUAUGUCUCGACACUGGCCUCCUCCGAAAUAUUCCAUGGAAGGCGAAGAGGGUCUACCUCACGAGAGGCAAUUCACUAUCGUCUGCUCGAUUCUGAAAUAUCGCCAGGUCGGCCAGGGCAAAAGUAAGAAACUCGCCAAAAGACAAGCGGCUCAUAAGAUGUGGCAGGCUCUACGCGAUUCGUCCGAGCAAACUCAGGUUGCUCCUGAUGAAGAUGAGAUUGUCCAAAGAAAUGCGAAUUUAAGUGCUCGAUAUGCUGAUCUUAAAGAAAGCAAAAUCUCGACUCUGACAACCGGCCACAGUCAUAAAGUCUCGCAAUUUCACAAGAACCUUAAAUCUUCCACUGGUGUUAAACUUUACGAGCUACAGAACACUUGUCUGAACGACGGGGAUGUGAAUUUGGUGCAGUUCUUACAGGAAAUUGCUUCUGAGCAGCAGUUCGAGGUGACUUAUGUGGAUAUUGAAGAGAAAUCGAUCAGUGGAAAGUGCCAGUGUCUCGUGCAGUUAUCAACUUUACCAGUGGCCGUCUGCUAUGGUUGCGGUGUGACCAGUAAAGAUGCUCAAGCCAGUGCUGCUCAGAACGCUCUCGAAUAUUUGAAAAUAAUGACCAAAAAGUGAGCCAGCGCUUUGCUCCUGUCAAUCGUCUCCACCAACAGUAAGACCAGUAACACCUUACUUACAAAAACUCAGAAUAACAUCACCGACUCUAAAGUUUACGGCACUAGUAAAGUUCGAUCAACAAAGUCACAAAUCAGAUCCGUGAACAGUCCAUUGAGAACUAAAGACACCUCAUCAAACCACACGAUUACAUCCACACGAAUUAGGAUUAAUGGCACGACCGAUAAUCUAAAACCAAAUAUCUCGAAUCACUCUUUCGGCAAUCUUCACGGUAUCAACAGCACCAGCAGCAAUCCGUCCCAUGAUCACUCCAAGUCGAAAGACUUUGUCCCCCGAAAGUUGAUCGAGUCGGAUCCGAUAAUAAAAUCCCAAUACAAAGAAUCCGCGAAUCAAGACAAAAA